Tribolium madens (black flour beetle) is the source of this 1181-nucleotide messenger RNA. Its product is annotated as serine/arginine repetitive matrix protein 2-like. NCBI's taxonomy places the organism in Eukaryota, Metazoa, Arthropoda, Insecta, Coleoptera, Tenebrionidae. The transcript has 4 exons. The record is from RefSeq and is a predicted model, not a curated record. Bases 240 to 1160 code for a protein of 306 amino acids.
UUGAAAAUAUCUGUUGGCAACACUGCACUAGUGUUUGUUGUGUGUGCUGUUUUGGUGCUUUUUUUAUUUUUCUAUUAAGAUUUUUCAAUUUUUACCCGUUUUUUGUGGGUUUUAAGCUCAACUUGCGCUUUGUCAGUGUUUCUGUAGAAAAAAUUGGUAUUACUUCGUGACUAGAAACUCCCAAUUCGCGAAAUUAUCAAGUUUUAGGUUAUGUAGAAAUUUUUCGUUUUAUUUUCACAAUGUCGAGUUCAAAGAGUAUAGGAACGCCUGAAGUCCUCAUGCAAUUGGACCAAAAUGAAUUGCAGAGCAUUAAAGUGAAGAUUACGAGAAAAAACUUGGACAAGCCUCUUGUCACGGGGCUUUUGAAGCGGGGCUUGGAAGACCCCGCUGACUUAAAAGUUCAUUUAAGACCCGGUGAAGGUGUGCGCCCCAUUUUCGACCGCGAAGACGUCCGUGUAAAUCUCCGAUUUAGUGACGACGCACCGGUAAAUCCCCCAAAAACCGGAAACGACAAAGCACGGAGCCGAAGUCCCACUAAACGUCGCAGUCCACAGCCGCACACCUCCAGGGAUUACCCCAGAAGUCGUGAUUACCAUUCCCCGAGACAUCGACGGAGUAGUUCACGGUCGAAGAAAGUUGUCUACAAGACUUCGCCCCCUCGUUAUCGAUAUAGCAGGUCUCCGAGGCGAAGCCGCGACCGGUCUCCGAGGUACCGCCCGAGGUCGAGGUCCCCCACACACCGGAGACGCAGCAGGAGUCGGUCCCCCUAUCGCAGGUCGCGGUAUAGCAGAUCCCCCGAUUAUCGACGGUAUGAGAGACGCAGCAGGUCCCCCAGGAGGCACAGACAGACCCCCGAGAGGCAUGAAAUUGCCUAUCAGGCUCGAGUACCCCCAUAUUUAGAAGCGCCUGAACUUUGGAUGCCAGGCCCGAGGAUUCCAAUAAUGCCGCCAAUGGCUUUCCCGUAUCCCCCUUUGAGACAUCCCAUGAUGUAUCGGGGGCCCCCUUUCAGACCUAGGAUUAUUUAUAACAAUCCCAGGCCUAGAGUGACACAAGCAAUUACGAGUGCGACUGUCACAACAAUGACGACGACUGCAACGCCCCAAAUUACGGAAAGUGAAGAACAGAAAAAUGAAAGUGUAGAGGAACAAAGAACUGAUUAAAAUAAAGUUGUAAAUUGUUUA